Wallemia mellicola CBS 633.66 is the source of this 1073-nucleotide messenger RNA. RefSeq lists its product as hypothetical. The transcript has a single exon. The record is from RefSeq and is a predicted model, not a curated record. NCBI's taxonomy places the organism in Eukaryota, Fungi, Basidiomycota, Wallemiomycetes, Wallemiales, Wallemiaceae. The coding region runs from base 113 to 349 and encodes 78 amino acids.
CUUAAUUAGAAAGGUCUUAGCCUAUGUAUCUUAAAAAUCAAAAACUUUUUAUUCGAUCUUUUGCCAAACUUCAACUUUGACCGUCUCUUGAUAUAGUUAAAUCACCUUAAUAAUGCAGAUUUCAAUAGUGUUACUCCUUUCCUUUCUAAUAUUCCUGGCUACUACUAAAAAUCAUAAAGUUUUUAUAGUUAAAAGCAAUGCAUUUAAGUCUAAUAUACUUCAAGCUUCUUGGAAUAUCCGAUUUUCUAACCAAAGAAUUAUCAUUCCCAUUGUCAGCUGGCCUUACAGAUUUAAAGAUGUAGUCAGUUCAGAAGGGAGUCCACAAUCAUCCAAGCAGUCAAAGCGAUAAAGGGUUAUCUGUAUGUGAGCUAACGCGCUCUACUGGUACUCUUCCUGCAUUCUUGAGAACCAGAAUGACACCUCCAGCCUUGUAUAGGAGUGGUCUCUCUUGUUAGCUCAGACACAGGUAGUCCAUAAUAUGUCUAAUCCAGUUGAAGGCUAGGUUUGAAAGAAGUGGCUUUUAUGACUACGAAUAUAACGAGCCGACAAGACAUGCUGUCGGUGAAUCUGAUUUGAUGGAAGACACUAACUCAUUGUACCAAUUAAUGGAAAUGAACACUGGAGCAGCCUAUAUAACGAUACAGAGUAUAGUUAUUAAAUCUUCUCUAUUGUUCAUGCAUCCAGGAAUAUCCCUUUUUCGUGUCAUUCAGUAAAUUCCAGUAUGAUGUUUAUGAUUUUUAGACUCCAUUGUUCUAGCACUCACGGUAACGAAACGUCAGAUGACUUAGAAGUACGUCCGAAUUCUCGGUACGUCAGACGGAUAUGAGUCAGCAUAAUUGAAUUGUAACGAAUUCUAUGAUAUAUUCUUCUCAUUUGUGGUGGAAAUAGCGUUUAAACGUGAAACAUACGGUAUUUGUUGGAAGCAAACAAUCGAGGUUCUGAGGAAGCUUGUAAGGCAGCUACUACUAGUGAUGGCAAUUAGGAUGAUUGUACAAAUUGGACACCAUUCUAUCAGAAAUAUCCUAUAAGUUUGUAGCCUGAAAAUUAGCUAUAGGUAAGAGCGUAGAAAUAGG